Molecule: messenger RNA, 10896 nt
Organism: Euleptes europaea (tarantolino)
Lineage: Eukaryota; Metazoa; Chordata; Lepidosauria; Squamata; Sphaerodactylidae
Gene: CUBN
Product: cubilin
Molecular function (GO): calcium ion binding
Source: RefSeq, a predicted model, not a curated record
AUGGUGUGUCCGGGUUCCAUUCCUUGGGUUUUGGUGACACUACUGAUUAUUUCUGGAUUAAGCUAUGGAUCUGAAUCUAUUGAGAAAAACAGACCGAAACGGACCCUCCAUCAGGAACAACCUCGCAUGUCAUCUGAAAGUGGCAAUUUAAUUUUCCAUACUGGGUCUGCCAAAAAUAUUGAAUUCAGAACUGGAUCGCAGGGCAGAAUAAGAAUUAAUGAAGAAGACCUUGCUGAGACCUUUAGCCAGAUCAGAAAGAAUAAAGAUGAGAUUCUUGAAUUAAAAAGAGUCACCAACAUCCCUCAAAAUGUUUCCAGUCAGAUCACCUAUCUUCAUUCCAAGAUUGUGAAUAUUGAAGGCAGACUUCAAAACCUUGAACAGAGCUUCCUGAGAAAAGCCUGUAGUAGCAAUCCUUGUCAGAAUUCUGGUACCUGCAUCAAUUUGUUGGAUGCUUUCUUUUGUCUCUGCCCUAACAACUGGCAGGGACCAUUCUGUUCUGCCGAUGUAAAUGAAUGCCAGAUUUAUUCUGGGACACCUCUGGGUUGCCAGAAUGGAGCUACAUGUGUAAACAACCCAGGCAGUUACAGCUGCACCUGUUUGCCAGAAACGUAUGGAUCCCAAUGCGCAUCAAAAUUUGACGACUGCCAGCAGGGAUCUACAGCUCUGUGUGGGCAUGGCCGUUGUAUGGAUGAAAUCAGAGAGCAACAUAAUCAGCCAAAGUACAGCUGUAUUUGUGAUGCUGGCUGGAAGUCUGCACCUGAGAAUCCUGCCUGCAGUGUCGACAUUGAUGAAUGUAGCCUCCCUACGCCUCCAUGCUCACUGAAUCCUCCUGUACAGUGCCAGAAUACCCCAGGAUCUUAUUUCUGUGGUCCUUGUCCAGCUGGCUGGCAAGGAAAUGGCUACAGCUGCCAAGAUAUUGAUGAAUGUGUGGCUGAUAAUGGAGGCUGUUCAACCACCCCCUUGGUUCAGUGUAUCAACACAAUGGGGUCCUUCUAUUGCAGUCACUGUCCACCAGGUUACCAAGGUGAUGGGAAAGUGUGCACCCAGGCUGAUAUCUGCUCAGUAAACAAUGGAGGUUGUCAUCCACUUGCUGCCUGUACCAGUAGAUCAGGCCCUAUUCCUAACUGUGUCUGCCCAGCUGGAUACACUGGGAGUGGCUAUGGCUCAAAUGGAUGUGUCGCUUUCAGCCAUAUCUGCCAAAAUCAAAACCCUUGUCUAAAUGGACAAUGCCUUGAUACACUCUCUGGCUACCACUGUUUGUGUAAUCCUGGCUGGAAUGGUGCCAACUGUACAGAAAAUAUUAAUGAAUGUUCCAGCAAUCCUUGUCAACAUGGCGGAAGCUGCACCGAUGGGGUGAACAAAUACUCUUGUGAAUGUACAAACACUUGGACUGGACCUGAAUGUCAGAGGCCUCAACAAGUGUGUGGAGGUUUUCUUUCCAACCCCUCAGGCUCAUUCAGCUACCCAAACAAUCCAGGCAAUGAGACAUAUGAUCAUCAGGUCAGCUGUGCUUGGGUCAUUCGGACUACUUCUGACAAGAUCCUGCGUAUCACUUUUCCAUUCUUCCAACUGGAGCAAAGUAGCGGCUGUACGUCUGACUAUCUCCAGAUACACGAUGGAGAGGCAUCGUCAGCCCAAAUGCUGGGAAAAUAUUGUGGGUCAUCUCACCCGGAUGAACUGUUCAGCAGUCAUAAUUCUUUGUACAUCUGGUUUCGCUCUGACCGCUCGGUUAGCUCAGGAGGGUUUACAAUUCAUUGGGAAUCUCGGCAACCAGAGUGUGGUGGUGAACUAACAAAUACUUACGGCUCAAUUAACUCGCCCGGCUACCCAGGGAAUUAUCCUCUCAACAGGAAUUGUUAUUGGUAUAUCUCAACCAGGCCUGGCCUUCUUAUCACUUUUGCUUUUGGAACACUGAGGAUUGAGCACCAUGUUAAUUGCAGCCAAGACUACUUGGAGAUUCGAGAUGGCCUCCUCCCCCAAGAUCCCCUCCUUGGAAAAUACUGCAGUGCUUGGUCACCCCCUCCUCUUCAAACCACUGGUCCAUAUGCCUGGGUUCACUUUCAUUCCAAUGCGGCCAACACUGACAGAGGCUUCCAUGUCACGUACACUACAUCCCCUGCGGAUCCCAAUUGUGGAGGAAAUUACACAGACAGCAUGGGGGUCAUUGUGUCUCCUUACUGGCCUAAUUCUUACCUCAGCAACAGGCAGUGCAUCUACAUUAUCCGACAGCCAGCCCAUGAAAAAAUCUCUCUCAACUUCACACACCUGGAACUGGAAAGUCAUCCAGGCUGCUCCUGGAACUUCAUAGAGAUCCGGGAUGGUGACACGGAAACAUCUCCCUUGAUCAACAAGUUGUGUAGAAAUGUGUUGCCCUCCCCUGUUACUUCCAAUAGUAACAACCUCUGGAUCAAGUUUAAGUCAGACACAUCUGUACAAAGGUCCAGCUUCAGGGCUGUUUAUGAAGUCGCUUGUGGGGGUCCCUUGUCUGGUGAAGGUGUCCUCAGAUCUCCCUAUUAUCCCAGGGCAAUCUCUCAUGACAAGAUCUGUGAGUGGGUCAUCUCUCAGCCCGAAGGCAAUGUCAUCAUUCUUAAUUUCACUGACUUUCAGAUUUAUAAUAUCACAACCUGUGACUCAGAUUAUGUUCAGAUCAGAGAUGGAAACAAUGUGAAUUCUCCUUCUUUGGGGAAAUACUGUGGUGUCACUGCACCAUCAAUCAUUCAGUCUACUCAGAACUACCUCUACGUAAAAUUCCGAGCUUCCUCUGUUACCAACCUUGGCUUCAUGGCUGAAUACAAGCCUUUGGAUGCAGCAUGUGGAGGGACUUUCACAGAACCCGAUGGAACCAUCUCAAGUCCUGGAUAUCCAGUCACCUACCCACAUGGAGUGAAAUGUAGAUGGACCGUCUUAGUCCAGCCUGGUUAUUUGAUCCGUCUGACCAUCGUGUCUUUUUACUUGUUGGAAUUUGAUUACAAUUGCAACAGAGAUUACCUUGAAAUUUAUGACAACAGCACCAUGACAAAGCUUGGCAGGUACUGUGGGAGGUCAAUUCCACCAUCUGUUACCAGUAGCGGCAACACUUUGAUGUUGUAUUUUGUAACAAAUCGCAACACAGCCUCAGAGGGAUUUUCGCUCAACUAUGCUUCGCUGAAUGCUUCUGGAGUAUGUUCACAUGACUACACAGAAGCUACCGGUGUGAUAUCAUCUCCAAAUUACCCUAACCACUACCCAAACAGAAUGACGUGCAUAUACAGGAUCACUGUGAGGAACAACAAACAGAUUGCUUUGCGCUUCACCAAUUUCUCUUUGGAGAGUGCAGGUUGUAAAGGGGAUUAUGUAGAAAUCAGAGAUGGUGGUUAUGAGACCUCACCUUUACGUGGGAAAUACUGUGGAAAUACAUUGCCUCCAAUGACCAUCUCCCAUAGUAACAAACUAUGGAUAAAGUUUGUAAGUGAUGUAUUUGUCACCCGCACUGGAUUUUCAGCUUACUGGGAUGGAACGUCAACAGGUUGUGGAGGAACGCUUACAACUUCUUCUGGAAUCUUCAUGUCUCCCAACUACCCUAUGCCCUACCACCACAAUGCCGAAUGCUACUGGCUGCUGCAGCCAAGUCACGGAAGCCCCUUGGAAAUCCAGUUUGAUCAAUUCCAUCUAGAGUCUCACACAAGAUGUCAAUAUGAUUACCUUGAGGUCUAUGAUGGCAACAGUACCAAUGCUAAGAAGCUGGGUAAAUUUUGUGGAAAUCUGAUUCCACCCACAAUCCGCUCUACUGGGGAUAGUUUGUAUGUAAAACUAAGGUCAGAUGUUUCUUUAGGAGGUGGAGGUUUCCUUGCUCAUUAUAAGCAAAUUUGCCAGGGAGUUGUAAUAGCUAACCGUAGCUGGGGCAUUUUGGAGAGUUUAAACUAUCCCAGUAACUAUCCUGCAAAUGCUUAUUGCAACUGGACCAUCCAAGGGACAUCUGGAAACACCCUCAACUACAGCUUUCCGGCACUGAGUGUGAAGGGAGGCACCAACUGUGAACGUGACAAUGUAAAGCUUUAUGAUGGGCCUAACCUGAUAGGCACUUUCUGUGACAACACGGAUCUCCCAUCUGGAGGCACCCUAAGUUCUCGUCUACAUGUUGUGUUCUCUUCUGACAAUGUAGUUGAAUCUUCUGGGUUCCAGAUGCUGUGGCAGGUAAAUGGUUGUGGUGGAGAACUCAGUGGGACGUCUGGAUCUUUCCAUAGCCCUGGAUACCCUAACAAGUAUCCCCACAAUAGGGAAUGUCAUUGGUUUAUUCACACAGCCCCAGGCAGCAGCAUCCAACUCACCAUUGUGGAAUUUGAUAUUGAGUACCAUCCAAGUUGCAACUUUGAUGUUCUGGAGAUCUAUGGUGGACCUGACUUUUCUUCACCCAGGCUGGCCCAGCUUUGUGUCCCAAGAUCUCCUUCGAAUCCUCUCCAUGUCUCGAGCACUGGUAAUACCAUGGCAGUCCGAUUCAAAACAGACAGAUCUUUGAAUGGAAAGGGGUUCAAUGCAACGUGGCAAGAGAGAGCUGGAGGAUGUGGAGGAAUUUUCCAACUUCCACAUGGUGAAAUCCAUUCUCCCAACUAUCCUCAGGCUUACAGCAACAACACAGACUGCUCUUGGCUCAUCCAGGUCGAGAGUGGCCACCAUGUUCUGCUGAACUUCACAGAUUUUGACCUAGAAUCUCAUCGCACAUGCAGCUAUGACUAUGUUUCAGUCUUUGAUGGGCCCAGUAGUGAUGCUCCACUUCUUCGAAAAGUCUGUGGUGGGCAGCGGCCUUCUCCUGUAGCAUCCACCCUAAAUACCAUGUUUGUCCGCUUUCGGUCAGACAGCAGCAUCCAUCACAGUGGCUUCCGUGUUCGUUUUGCUGAAGCAUGUGGAAGUGUCUUAGAAGCUGAUUCAGUUGGUUCAGCCAUUUCCUCUCCUCUGUAUCCAGCCAGUUACCCAAACAAUCAGAACUGUAGUUGGAUUCUGCGGGCCCAGGAGCCAUUCAACCACAUCACAUUGUCAUUCACUGAUUUUGCAACUGAAGACCUCAGGCGUAAUUGUACCACAGAUUAUGUGGAAAUUCGAGAAGGGGACAAUUAUGAUGCACCUCUGCAAGGGCGAUACUGUGGCACCACUAUGCCGCAUCCCAUCACUUCUUUUGGCAGAGCUUUGUCCCUCAGCUUCAUCUCUAAUAAUGCUGCUACUGCUAAAGGGUUUCAUGCUACUUUUGCCGCAUCAACAUCUGCCUGCGGGGGUAUCUUCCAUAUGGAGAGAGGAGCCUUCAACAGUCCCAAUUUUCCUGAGUCCUAUCCGCUGAACAUUGAAUGUGUCUGGAACAUUCCAGGCUCCCCUGGCAACCGGCUCCAGCUGUCUUUCACGGAAUUUCAGUUGGAAGAAAGUGUAAGCUGUGCCAAGGACUACCUAGAAAUUUGGGAAGGUAGCCAGCUGAUGGGGCGAUAUUGUGGAAACUCCUUACUGAUGAAUCGUACAACUAUCAUCGCUUCACAGUUUUUGCGGGUUAAAUUAGUCUCGGAUGGCUCAGGCAGUGGAUUGGGCUUCCGGGCCACAUUUGCUCACUUGUUUGGAAAUAGCAUUGUGGGAAGUAGUGGACAAAUUGCCUCCCCGCUCUGGCCUAGAAACUACCCUCAUAAUUCCAACUACCAGUGGACGAUAACUGUGAAUGCAACCCAGUUGAUUCACGGGCAGCUCCAACAGAUGGAUAUUGAGGCGUUUAGCAGCUGCCGCUACGACAAGCUGAAGGUCUAUGAUGGCCCCAACAUACACUCGCGUCUCAUUGAAGUAUACUGUGGUGUAACCCUUUCUUCAUUCACUUCCUCUGGAAACUCUGUUACUCUGCAGUUCAUCUCUGAUUUUUCUAUAAAUGGAAAGGGUUUUCUUUUGGACUGGUAUGCCAUGGAAGCUCCUACAGACAUUGGACAGACCGUUCCUACAGGUGCCUGCGGAGGUGUAGCAAUAGCCAGCAAUGCACCGUUGUUCCUGUUCUCACCAGGGUGGCCCUCAGACUACAGUAAUAUGGCAAACUGUACCUGGGUUAUCCGAUCGCGAAGCUCAACAGUGGAGUUCAACAUCCUGGCUCUAGACAUUGAGACUCAUGGCGGCUCCUGCAACUAUGAUAAACUUGUUUUCAGAGACGGAGACAACAGUUUAGCACCUGUUCUGUCCACUGAAUGUGGCCGUGAAAUUCCUGGACCAAUAAGAUCAACUGGGGACUCUAUGUUCAUUCAGUUCACUUCAGAUGGAAGUGUCACUGGUGCUGGGUUUAAUGCUUCUUUCCACAAGAGUUGUGGUGGCUACUUGCAUGCAAACAGAGGUGUGAUCACUUCACCAAACUAUGGCCAAUCCUAUCCUCCUAACCUUAAUUGUUCCUGGCAUGUUUUGGUUACUCCUGGCUUCAUCAUUGGUGUACAUUUUGAAGAACCAUUCCAGGUGCUGAAUGAAGAUUCUUUCUGCAGCCAUGGAGAUUAUGUUGAGCUUAGAAACGGACCAGAUCUCUCUGCCCCACCACUUGGACCCAAUGGAGGGAAUGGGCGGUUUUGCGGUAGCAGUUCCUUUUCUACCAUGCAUACCUCAGAUAAUCAGCUGUUUGUCCACUUCACUUCUGACAGCCAUAACGGAGGACAGGGUUUCAAACUCAAGUAUGAAGCAAAGGGUCUGGCUUGUGGAGGGAUUGUCUACGUUAGUCAGCCCAACCCCUCUGGAUAUAUCUCUUCACCCAACUAUCCUGGAAAUUAUCCACCACAUGCUGAUUGUGUCUGGACGGUAACUGUUCUCUCUGGAGAGGCUGUGGAGCUCAAGUUUGAAGAUCAGUUUGACAUUGAACCUUCGCCCAACUGCACAUUAAGUUACCUCGAAUUACGAGAUGGAGCUGACUCCAGUGCACCUCUUAUUGCGCAACUCUGUGGAAAUUCUCUGCCAGCCAUUCAGAGAUCUUCUGGAGCUACUCUAUAUAUGAGAUUUCGGUCUGACAGUACAGAUACACGGGCUGGGUUCAAUGCCAAGUAUUCAAGAGCUGCAUGUGGUGGAACCCUGACAGGGCAGAGCGGGCUCAUCAAAAGUCCUGGAUUUCCUGAUCUUCAUUAUCAAGACAGUUUACUGUGUGAAUGGUUCCUCCGUGGACCCAUGGGUCAUUAUCUUUCCAUUAGCUUUGAAGCACUAGAUAUCCAGAACUCAACAGAGUGUGCAAAUGACUAUUUGGAAAUUCGAGAACGUGAUACGUCAGGGGAUUUAUUAGGUAAAUACUGUGGUGCUACUAUACCUGGUACCUUGGACACACCUGACAAUCUGGCUUAUAUCAAGUUUGUUACGGAUGACUCUGUAAAUGCACCAGGCUUCAUGCUGCGUUUUGCUGCUAGUUUUCAAGCAUGUGGAGGUGAACUCCGAGGCACUGCUGGGACAUUUACUUCCCCGAACUAUCUGAAUCCAUCUCUGCAUAAACUCAAGUGUGAAUGGAGAAUUGUGGUACCUUUGGGACGACGGGUCACCCUAACUAUUAGUGACAUGAAUUUUGGAUUCAGCCAGAAUUGUAGUUCAGAUUAUGUGGCUAUUCACAAUGGUGUGGGAGAAAAUACUCCCAUGAUAUCUAAACUGUGUGGUGUGGUGAAUCCAGGCACUCAGGUGAAAUCUUCAGGAAACAAGAUUACAGUAAUUAUGGUAACAAGCCACAAUGAAGCAGAGGGAAGUUUUAGGAUUGCAUAUGCUUCUGAGGAAGACGCAGUGUGUGGUGGACUCCUACUCAGUUCAAAGGGUGGCAACCUCACUUCUCCUGGCUUUGAUGGUACCAGCAAUUAUUCAAACAAUCUGAACUGUGAAUGGGUCAUCCAAAAUCCACAUCCAUCUGUCACAACCAUUCACCUUUCCUUUGGACAUUUCAACUUGGAGGAGCACAUUAAUUGCCAGAAUGACUACUUGGAGAUUCGACUAGGAGAUGCUGAUGGAGAGCUCUUGUACAGGCUGUGUGGCUCCAGAGUACGUCUCGAGCCUCUACUGAUAGCAGCUCCUCAGAUCUGGAUGCAGUUUUUGAGUAAUGCUGAAAACACAAACCGAGGAUUCUUCAUCCGCUAUUCAUCUGCAGCCUGUGGAGGUGUACAGGAAGCUGAAAGUGGGAUUAUAUCCAGUCCUAAUUACCCACAGCCUUACAACGGUUCUAGUCAUUGUUCCUGGCUCUUGGUAGCACCAGAAGGACAUACCAUAAAUCUUACUUUUGUCGCCUUUGAAGUCGAAAGGGACACCAGCUGUCGCUGGGACUCAGUCACCAUCCUGAAUGGGGGAUCUCUUAGCUCUCCUAUCAUUGGACGGUAUUGUGGAAGUACAUCACCUGGCACCAUUCAGUCAGGCUCCAAUAAACUACUAAUAAAUUUUAAUUCAGACCACUCUGUGCAGGGAGAUGGUUUCUAUGCAACAUGGACUGCAGAUUCUUUAGGAUGUGGUGGUAUCCUUCAUUCAGAAAAUGGUACCAUCCGUUCUCCUAACUGGCCACGUAACUUCCCUAGCAACAUCAGGUGCACGUGGACAAUAAUUGCUCAUGAAAGCAAACAUCUGGAAAUGAUGUUUGAUGAGAACUUCCAGAUUCCAGAUACUAAUGGGCAGUGUCAGAGCAGCUAUGUGAAGGUGCUGAGAGGAAGCAAUGAAGAACAAGAAGAUGCAGUUUUAGCUUCUGGGUGUGGAAAUUCAGCUCCUGCAUCUGUUAUUGCCCCAAGAAAUGUGAUAACAAUAUUGUUUCAGUCACGAGACAGCCCUGGACAAGGCUUUUCCACAUCUUAUAUAAGCAGGUGCGGAGCAAAUUUCACUGCUCAAUCAGGACAAAUUGUCUCUCCUAACUUUCCCCGCCAAUACGACAACAACCUGAAUUGCAACUAUAUCAUACAUGUGAAACCCCAGUCUGUUGUCCUCUUGCAGUUUGAAAGUUUUGAUUUGCAACCUCCUGGAAUGUUAGGAAUAUGUUAUGAUGGAGUGAAGAUCUUCAAAGGGAACAGAGUUAAUUUAUACCCUGUGGAAACCAUUUGUGGUAAUGAAAUCCCUGAGCCUGUCAGCAUCUUUGGUCCCACACUACUGAACUUCUACACAGACUCUCACACUGUUGGCAUGGGUUUUUUGGUGACCUACAGUAUAAUCCCUUGUGGUGGUGUUUUCAAUCACUCAGUGGGCACAAUAAGCAGCCCAGCCCAUUCCAUUUCUGAUUACCAUCACAAUAUGAAUUGUUCAUACCAUAUCAUCGUUGGAAGAAACAAGAUUGUGGAACUCAAAUUCAACAGCUUCCAGCUCGAGGCCUCUUCAUCUUGUUGCAAAGACUACAUCACUGUGUACGAUGGCCCGGACACACUUGCUCCACUUCUUGGCAAAUUCUGUGGUGCUGCUCUUCCUCCCACAAUCAGGACUUCCGCAAACAACUUAUUCCUGGUGUUCACAACUGAUCUCUUGGAAGCAGCUGGUGGAUGGAAUGCAUCUUUCAGAGAGACAAUAGGUCCUCAACAAGGUUGUGGUGGUUAUCUGACAAACUCCAGUUACACCUUUGGCUCUCCAGACUCCAACAUGGAUGGCAAAUAUGAUAAAGAUCUGGAAUGUGUGUGGACUAUUGUUACACCUGGAAACAGACUCAUCAACCUCACAUUCAACACUUUCGAACUUGAAGCAGCAUUUUUUCAAAGCUGUCGAUAUGACUACGUCAAACUGUAUGAUGGCAGUAAUGGAAAUGCCACUUUAGCGGGCACAUUUUGCGGCUCCAACAUUCCAGCUCCUUUUCUUUCUACUGACAGCUUCUUGACUAUUAAGUUUGUCACUGACAGGUUUAUAGAAAGAGCAGGUUUCACUGCUACCUACACUAUGGUGGAUAGACUGUGUGGAGGUACAUAUAAUGCAACUUCUGUCUCCCAAACUGUGACAUCACCCUACUUUCCACAUGCCUAUCCUCCAUUUACUGUCUGUAGAUGGGUAAUUGAUGCCCCUCCUGAACAGCAAGUCAAGCUAGUAGUACAGGAAUUCCACCUCCAUUCCAGUCAAGACUGCUCUCGGAAUUAUCUGGAGCUCCAGGACUUCCCACUGAGCAAUCAAGAACAUGCUAACCGUGUCCACAGGUUCUGUGGAGCCGAAAACUUUACGAUUCCUGAAUUUUAUUCUUACCGACGAACUGCCAUUAUAAUUUUCAGAUCAGAAGCUUAUAUGACUAACAAUGGACUCAGCUUCUCCUAUAAAGCUUCAGGCUGCAGCAGGGAAUACAAUCAGUCAUUUGGCUACCUGAAAAGCCCAGGCUGGCCUGAUUCUUAUCCUAAUAAUUUGAAUUGUACCAUUAUUCUACGAGCCCCGGAAAAUCACACCCUCUCUCUCUUUUUCACUUCUUUUAAUCUAGAGGACUUUGGAUGUCAGAAUGACUUCUUAGAGGUCAGAAAUGGUAGCGAUGCAAGUUCUCCGCUGCUUGGCAAAUAUUGUGGAAGCACCCUACCUAACCCUGUCUUUCCUAGAAACCAUGUUAUAUAUCUAAAUUUCAUAAGUGAUGUCUUACUUUCUCGUCAUGGAUAUGAGAUUUCCUGGACUUCAUCACCAACAGGAUGUGGUGGCACCUUAUAUGGUGAGGCUGGUUCAUUAACUAGCCCAGAGUACCCAGCAUCUUAUCCUAAUCAGACAGACUGUGAAUGGGUCAUCAAAGCCCCCAAAGGACGUAUUGUCACCAUAAACUUUGUUUUCAUCAGUAUCGAUGACCCAGGUGAUUGUACUAGGAACUAUUUGAUACUCUAUAAUGGACCAGACAGUAGCCAUCCACAGAUCGGACCAUACUGUGGAACGGACACAAACAUUGAUCCAUUUUCUGCUGCGUCACAUCAAGUAUUUAUCAAAUUCCAUUCUGAAUACAUAACUUUGCCGUCGGGAUUUCGGCUAACUUGGAACAGCUAA